CAGCGUCCUCCUGCAUCACUGGUCUCCACUCUCUCACACCGGCGGACAAGAGUGUCCCAACACCGCACAGGAGACAAGACAAGAGGACUCACCCAUCCGUCCGAGGGACAACACACCUGUCCACACCUGUGAGAGGAAGUUUAAACCAAUAUCAGGCCAGUCUAGACGAAGCAGUCAUGUCGGCUAAAGCCAUCUCAGAGCAAACAGGGAAGGAGUUCCUGUACAAGUACGUCUGUACGUCGGCCACCAUCCAGAACAAAUUCCGUUACGCCAACGUGACGCCUGAGACGGACUUUGACCGACUGGUGCAAGAGCACCCAUGGCUGCUCACAGAGAGGCUGGUGGUGAAGCCGGACCAGCUGAUCAAGAGGAGAGGAAAGCUCGGCCUGGUCGGCGUCAACCUGGACCUGAACGGCGUCAGAGAGUGGCUGAAGCCCCGCCUCAUGAAAGAGACAACCGUGGGAAAAGCCAAGGGAAUCCUCAAGAACUUCCUCAUCGAGCCGUUUGUCCCCCACAAGCAGGAGGAGGAGUUCUACGUGUGCAUCUACGCGACCCGAGAGGGAGACUACGUGCUGUUCCACCACGAGGGAGGCGUGGACGUGGGAGACGUGGACGCUAAGGCGAAGAAGCUGCUGGUUGGGGUGGACGAGAAGAUCAGCGAGGACUCGGUGAAGAAAGAGCUGCUGACCCACGCGCCAAAUGAAAAGAAAGAGAGACUGUGGCUCGCCCCCUCCUGCCCCCCUGCUAUCCAUCUCUCCGGCACGGCACAUUCUGGCCGGCGACGCUUGGUCACAAAAAAUGGAGUGUACGUGCUGGACAUGGCGGCCAAAGUCGAUGCCACAGCCGACUACAUCUGCAAGACAAAGUGGGGGGACGUGGAGUUUCCUCCACCUUUUGGCAGGGAGGCGUAUCCAGAGGAGGCUUACAUCGCUGACCUGGACGCCAAGAGUGGCGCCAGCCUCAAACUCACUCUGCUCAAUCCUCGGGGCAGGAUCUGGACCAUGGUAGCAGGAGGUGGUGCCUCAGUAGUCUACAGUGACACAAUCUGCGACUUGGGAGGUGUCGACGAGCUGGCCAAUUACGGGGAGUAUUCGGGAGCACCCAGCGAGCAACAGACCUAUGACUACGCCAAAACCAUCCUCUCACUGAUGACCAGAGAGAAGCACAAAGACGGAAAGGUUUUGAUCAUUGGGGGCAGCAUUGCGAACUUCACAAACGUUGCAGCAACAUUUAAGGGGAUCGUUAGAGCCAUCAGAGAUUAUCAGGUGCCACUUCAGGAACAUGAAGUCACCAUUUUUGUGCGCCGUGGAGGCCCCAACUAUCAGGAAGGUCUCCGAGUGAUGGGAGAAGUUGGUAAGACGACCGGGAUCCCCAUUCAUGUCUUUGGCACAGAAACUCACAUGACAGCCAUCGUCGGCAUGGCCCUGGGCCACCGGCCAAUUGCCAACCAGCCCACUGCCGCUGCCCACACCGCCAACUUCCUGCUCAACACCAGCGGCGGCGCAUCGACUCCAGGAUCCAGCAGAACUGCUUCUUUUUCUGAAAACAGAACCAGAAUAGAAGGUUCUCCAGCCAAGAAGGAUAAAGGUGGAGCUCCUAUAGCCAAGGCCACUACGCUCUUUAGCAAAAGCACAAAGUCCAUCGUGUGGGGUAUGCAGACUCGGGCAGUGCAGGGCAUGCUGGACUUUGACUACGUGUGCUCCAGAGAGGAGCCGUCCGUGGCAGCUAUGGUUUACCCCUUCAUAGGGGACCAUAAACAGAAGUUCUACUGGGGCCACAAAGAGAUCCUCAUCCCUGUGUAUAAGAACAUGAGUGACGCCAUGAAGAAGCACCCAGAUGUCGACGUGCUCAUCAACUUCGCCUCGUUGCGUUCGGCCAUGGAUAGCACCAUGGAGACCAUGCAGUACCCGCAGAUUCACACCAUUGCCAUCAUCGCAGAGGGAAUCCCUGAAGCCUAUACAAGGAAGAUCAUCAAGGCGGCAGAUGAUAAGGGCGUCACGAUCAUUGGACCCGCAACUGUUGGUGGAAUCAAGCCGGGCUGUUUCAAAAUUGGAAACACAGGAGGCAUGCUGGAUAACAUCCUCGCCUCCAAACUCUAUCGCCCAGGCAGCGUUGCUUACGUGUCCCGCUCUGGCGGCAUGUCCAACGAGCUCAACAACAUCAUCUCCCGUACCACGGAUGGUGUCUUUGAAGGCGUGGCCAUCGGUGGCGACAGAUACCCGGGCUCUGUGUUCACUGACCAUGUGCUGCGCUACCAAGACACUCCUGGAGUGGAAAUGAUUGUGAUGCUGGGAGAGAUUGGAGGAACAGAGGAGUAUAAGAUCUGUCAGGCUAUCAAACAGGGCAGAAUCACAAAGCCAGUGGUCUGCUGGUGUAUCGGCACCUGUGCCACCAUGUUCUCCUCAGAGGUUCAGUUCGGUCACGCAGGAGCCUGUGCAAACCAGGCGGCUGAGACAGCGGUGGCCAAGAACCAGGCUCUGAAAGAAGCUGGUGCCUUCGUCCCAAAGAGCUUUGAUGAGCUGGGCGAGAUGAUUAAAUUUGUUUAUGACGACCUUGUCGCCAAAGGAGUGAUCCAGCCGGCUGAAGAGGUUCCUCCUCCCACUGUGCCAAUGGAUUACUCCUGGGCACGAGAGCUGGGUCUGAUCCGUAAACCAGCCUCUUUCAUGACCAGCAUCUGUGACGAGAGAGGUCAGGAGCUCAUCUACGCAGGAAUGCCCAUCACCGAGGUCUUCAAGACGGAGAUGGGCCUGGGAGGAACUCUGGGUCUGCUGUGGUUCCAAAGGAGGUUGCCGAGGUACGCGUGCCAGUUCAUUGAGAUGUGCCUGAUGGUGACUGCAGAUCACGGUCCCGCUGUCUCUGGUGCCCACAACACUAUUGUGUGCGCACGAGCUGGCAAAGAUCUCAUCUCCAGUCUCACGUCCGGUCUCCUCACCAUUGGCGACCGCUUCGGGGGCGCUCUGGAUGCCGCUGCGAAGCAAUUCAGCAAGGCGUUUGACAGUGGCAUGCUGCCCAUGGAGUUUGUCAACAAGAUGAAGAAGGACGGAAAACUGAUCAUGGGCAUCGGACACAGAGUCAAGUCGAUUAACAAUCCAGACAUGAGAGUCCAGAUCUUGAAGGACUUUGUGAAGCAGCAUUUCACCUCCACCCAGAUGCUGGACUAUGCUCUGGAUGUAGAGAAGAUCACCACAUCCAAAAAACCAAACUUAAUCUUGAAUGUGGACGGCUUCAUCGGUGUCGCCUUUGUUGACUUGCUCAGGACUUGCGGUGGUUUUACAAGAGAUGAAGCGGACGAGUUUGUGGAAAUUGGCGCUCUGAAUGGCAUCUUUGUCCUGGGACGCAGCAUGGGAUUCAUCGGACACUACCUGGACCAGAAGAGGCUAAAACAGGGUCUAUACCGCCACCCAUGGGACGACAUCUCCUAUGUGCUCCCUGAACACAUGUCCAUGUAAUCAGAGAGUAAACCAGUCAGUGGCUUUACAUAGGGAAGAUGCACCUAUUAACUAUUAGUUGUAAAUGUGAAGUAUUAAAAAUAAGAAUGUAAGGGUUUUUUUUCUGUUUCUGUAGUGCUGCAUUUCUGUGAAUAACGUAAAGACUAUUGAAGUGAAAAGAUCUAUUCUGAGGAGUCGAGUUCUGACUUGAAACAGGUGAAAGAGUCGGCAGAUUAUGUAACUGUCGGCCACCAUCUCUUACUCUAAUGGCUACGAUGUCGAUGUGCCGGUAUUUACUCCCCCCGAAUAUUGCGUAAUAUGGUGUUUACACUAGCAUGUACUGUACGUCUGUGUCACAGAUAUGUUGUGUGUCUCUGUGUGCAGCUCUUGUGAUUGUGCCAUUUUUUUAAAAUGACAAAGCUUGCGACGGAGGAUGAAGGAUGUAGUGCAAUAUUGCCUCUAAUAAGGGACCACACUGAUCGCUUUUAUUCAUGUAUAGAUUUAUUCAUAGUGAAGAUGAAAAGGUACAAUGUGGUUAAUAAAAAACUAUUUUCAUCACACUUUUAGAUGGAAGUUUAGGGGUUUUCUUCAUAAGAGUGGAAAAGGUACGUGAUUUAAUGUCUCUUUUUUUUGUUGUUGUUUAAGAAGAUUAAGGCAUCCCACAAAACAGUAAUGAUCUGAUCUUCUAUUGUGUGAAAACUUUGCUCCAAAAAGAAGAGAUAUUCAGGUUUUUCUUAUUUUCUGCCAAAUGUUAUAUACUGUAUAAAGUAUGUAUUCUCUCCUGAUUAAUAUGCUAGGUCUUUUAUCCACCUUCUUCAAAUUUAUUUCCGAGUAGAAUUUACAGUUCAUCCCAGGCCCAGAGUUUAACGUGUCCUCGUCUAUGAUCUAUUAUUAUAAUGUAAUAAUAAUUAGUCUAUUUAAUGAAACAAUUAAUAAGACAUAGAAACAUACAGUACAAGCCUCACCUUCAAGAAUUCGACACACCUUCCAGAUCACUAAGUCCAUUAAAUAUUAUACAUUAUGUGGCAGCCAGGACCGGUAACAACCUUUUAUGUGAAUGUGACAACAUUGUGGGAAAAGGUCUGAGAACAUCCAGAAACAUCACCAGUGUUGUUGUUGUUUUUUUAAUGUGAACUGAUCGUGCCUCUGUACCGAUUUGUUGUUAGUUGACAGCUGUGUAAUUGAGUGCAAUCCAAUGUAACUGAUGUAAUGUAAUAAAGCAGUAUAGUUUCA
Messenger RNA from Solea solea (common sole), 4661 nucleotides. It is a transcript of the gene aclya, whose product is annotated as ATP citrate lyase a. Gene Ontology annotation, molecular function: ATP citrate synthase activity. The record is from RefSeq and is a predicted model, not a curated record. Gene Ontology annotation, cellular component: cytosol. Bases 177 to 3449 code for a protein of 1090 amino acids. The transcript is spliced from 28 exons. Gene Ontology annotation, biological process: citrate metabolic process; acetyl-CoA biosynthetic process; tricarboxylic acid cycle. NCBI's taxonomy places the organism in Eukaryota, Metazoa, Chordata, Actinopteri, Pleuronectiformes, Soleidae.